Molecule: messenger RNA, 974 nt
Organism: Salvelinus namaycush (lake trout)
Lineage: Eukaryota; Metazoa; Chordata; Actinopteri; Salmoniformes; Salmonidae
Product: proprotein convertase subtilisin/kexin type 6-like
Exons: 5
Coding region: 282-974 (230 amino acids)
Biological process (GO): peptide hormone processing
Cellular component (GO): cell surface; membrane
Molecular function (GO): serine-type endopeptidase activity
Source: RefSeq, a predicted model, not a curated record
AUGAGUGAGGCUUUGAUGUUCGCACAGACGGGCUCUUUACCAGUGUGUUCCGCUGCUAUAGGCUGCGCCUGAAUGGCAUUCGCUAUUGGUGCUUGUGCGUACAUAUAGAGGAGCGCUAGCGCGGGAUAAGGGUUGGCGCCUGAGGUUCAUAUUUUCAACUUUUAAAGGAAUGAAAUAUCAGUCAACCCGGCUGUAAAUUUCGCUCGGACAUGAUGGAUUUAUGACAAACAGCAUGCUUUUUCUGAUGGAGUUGGAUUGACGAUUGACUAAUUUGAGCGUCCAUGCGUGUUAUAUUUUUAGAUAUGUGUUUUAUCCCGUAUUCUAGAGCUGAUGUUGUAGGACAAGUUUCGGACACCAAAAUGUGUUUAUUUUUUAUUUUGAUAUUAUCAACUUUAGAAAUCUGUCAGUCGCUGGCCCCUCGGAACGUUUAUACAAAUCACUGGGCAGUGCGUAUUGCAGGGGGACAAGAAGAAGCGGAUAAACUAGCUGUUAAAUAUGGUUAUAAUAAUUAUGGACAGAUCGGGAGUCUGGAGGACCAUUACCAUUUCCACCACAGCAGAGUGGUGCGCAGAGCAGCUUUCUCCACUAGGGGCGCUCACUCAUUCAUCCAGAUGGACCCAAAGGUUGACUGGGUCCAACAGCAGCUGGUGAAGCAGAGAGUAAAGAGAUACAUCCAAAGGGACACCAGAAGCCCUGACCCCAACUUCGUCCACUUCAACGACCCCAAAUGGUCCAACAUGUGGUAUAUUCACUGUACGGACAAGAACAAUCGCUGUCGGUCAGAGAUGAACAUUCUGGCAGCGUGGCAGAGAGGCUACACGGGCAAGAACGUGGUGGUCACCAUCCUGGACGACGGCAUCGAGAGGAACCACCCUGACCUGGCACAGAACUAUGACCAGCUGGCGAGUUAUGAUGUCAACGGGAACGACCAUGAUCCAACUCCUCGUUAUGAUUCUAGCAACGAGAACAAGUGA